AUGGCUGGUCUACCUCCGCAUCCACCUCCAUUCCAUCCCGCCUCUCCGUCUCUGAAGAGCCUUCACAAGUUCUACUCUCCGGCAGGGUCUUACACCAGUCUUCCGUCCAGCCCGGUCAUACAUUCGCCCAGUGCCAUCGUCUCUCCCACUCCCGUCUACCCUCAAUCGAUCAUGCAUAUGCACCUCAAGACGGAGUUUGAUCCUCUCCAGAGUAGGCAUGAUGAGAACCGCGCUGGGGCCGGAACGCCACACUUCAAGAAGGGAGAGCUGCCACGGGCUGGCGCCGUUCCUCUCAGCACCGACCGGAACAUCAACCACACCAGCUCGGACAUGGACACCUUACGCCCUGCGCACCCGCUGGACGCCUCUCCGUCACACGUCACUUACUUCCUCCCAUCAUCACUCUACAACUCGGAGGACGCGUUCACUAUCCGCUACGCCCACGCGUUCACGUCCAUCAUCCCAACGAACGGACCCAACGGUGGCGCCGCUCUCACCGAAGUACCUGGUCUCAUGGCCGGCACGAACCCGACGAGGCACAUGAAGGAUCGCAGCGUCGUUUGCUUUGAAAAGAUGAACGGUACCAUUACCUACGUUUUUGAGGCGGAGGGGCAGGAGCGCGUUGAGCGCGAGGUCAACCUGAUGGAUAACAUCAGUCUCCGGAUGAGCACUGUCGCGGAGGGCGCUUGCGCGCUUGUGCGCGGAUUCUAUCGCAACCAUCGUGAAUUGGGUAUUGAUCCGGAGAAGGUCGUCCCACUUGGGUUGGUCAAGAAGAAGUAUGGCAAGUACGUCGUGGUGGCAGGGGUGAUCGCUCAGUAG
Peniophora sp. CBMAI 1063 is the source of this 819-nucleotide messenger RNA. The record is from the annotation of a GenBank genome assembly. NCBI's taxonomy places the organism in Eukaryota, Fungi, Basidiomycota, Agaricomycetes, Russulales, Peniophoraceae.